This is a messenger RNA of Manihot esculenta (cassava), 1645 nucleotides long. Its product is annotated as jasmonate-induced oxygenase 2. Bases 226 to 1320 code for a protein of 364 amino acids. The record is from RefSeq and is a predicted model, not a curated record. The transcript is spliced from 3 exons. Lineage: Eukaryota; Viridiplantae; Streptophyta; Magnoliopsida; Malpighiales; Euphorbiaceae.
UCAUCUACGUCUAUUUCACUUGCUUGGCCUCACCACUACUCUUCCUCUCCUUUUAAACACCGCUCCUUCAUUUCCUUCCCUCGUCCCCAUCUCCCUUUCCCUCCCCCGAUCUCCACUUUCCCCUCUCCUUUCUUUCUUAAAACAAAAAGAGAAAGAAUCUAAGGACUUAUUUGUUUCAUUGUUUUAUCGUUUCAUGUCAUCUACUUAUAUAGUAUAUUCAACACCAUGAACAAUCUUCAAGAUUGGCCUGAACCAAUAGUUCGUGUUCAAUCCUUAUCGGAGCGCUGCUUGGAGGAAAUUCCUGAUCGAUAUAUCAAGCCACCACACGAAAGGCCAUCCAUAAAAUCACCAUCUUCUUCUUCUUCUUCUCCAAGAGAUGAUAUCAAUAUCCCUAUUAUUGAUCUUGGAGGUUUAAGUGGAGAUGAUGACAAUCUUCGAGCUUCCAUACUUAGAGAAAUUUCCAUGGCCUGUCGCACCUGGGGAUUCUUCCAAGUUAUCAACCAUGGAGUUAAUCCUGAGUUGCUGGACAGUGGUCGGAAAAUAUGGAGAGAAUUCUUUCAUUUGCCGAUGGAGGAGAAGCAAAAAUAUGCAAAUUCUCCCAAGACAUAUGAAGGUUAUGGAAGCAGGCUAGGAGUAGAAAAAGGAGCCAUUCUUGAUUGGAGUGAUUACUACUUCCUUCAUUAUCUUCCCUUGUCUUUAAAAGACAACAACAAGUGGCCUGGUCUCCCAGCUAAUUGCAGAGAAGUGAUUGAAGAAUAUGGAAAACAAGUGGUGGAGCUAUGUGGGAGGUUGAUGAAGGUAUUAUCUAUAAAUCUUGGAUUAGACGAGGCACGUUUGCAAGAUGCAUUUGGUGGUGAGAAUAUUGGGGCAUGUCUAAGGGUGAAUUUUUAUCCCAAGUGCCCACAACCUGACUUGGCUCUUGGUCUAUCAUCUCAUUCGGACCCCGGCGGCAUGACCCUUCUCUUGCCGGACGAUCAUGUUACCGGUCUUCAAGUCCGACGAGGAGAUGAUUGGAUUACUGUGAAGCCAGCUCCACAUGCUUUCAUUGUAAAUAUUGGUGAUCAAAUUCAGGUACUAAGCAAUGCAAUAUAUAAGAGUGUGGAGCAUAGAGUGAUUGUAAAUUCAGCAAAAGAGAGAGUCUCACUUGCCUUAUUCUAUAAUCCAAAGAGUGAUAUACCCAUAAAGCCAUUGAAGGAGCUUGUGACACCAGAGAGACCUUCACUAUAUCAACCCAUGACUUUUGAUCAGUACAGACUUUUCAUUAGAACAAUGGGUCCCAGAGGCAAAUCCCAAGUGGAAGCUCUAAAAUCUCCAAGAUGAAAGAUUAUGAUGGUGAUGAUUAUGGAUAAUAAAUUUAUUAAUUAAGCAAUUUUAUUUUAUUGUAAAUCAUAAAAAAAAAAACAACAAAAUCCCUUCAUUGGUUAUUAGUAUUUGAGUUGAUUGAACACCUCUUAUAAUCAAAAGGAGAUUUGGCAAUUUAGCCUCUAAGAUUUAUUGGCUUUUCGUGAUUUGUAAUAUAUAAAGAGCGAGUGAAAUCUUGAAUUUAAGUCUCUUUAUUUAUAAAUUGAGACUUUUCAUUUUUAUGGUGAAAAACAUGAAGAGGACUACCUUCUAUUUGUGUAGUCCACCAAUUAUUACUUAAUUU